Zerene cesonia (dogface butterfly) is the source of this 360-nucleotide messenger RNA. RefSeq names its product early nodulin-75-like. Bases 1 to 360 code for a protein of 119 amino acids. The record is from RefSeq and is a predicted model, not a curated record. Lineage: Eukaryota; Metazoa; Arthropoda; Insecta; Lepidoptera; Pieridae. The transcript has a single exon.
AUGCCACCACCGCACGCUCUUCCAUGCGGUCCCAACUGCAGAAACGGGUAUUGCGCCCCUCACUGUUACUACGGCCACCUACCGCCUCUACCACCUCACCUGCAGACGUACUCACCACCGCCUUAUAGCAGGCCACCCGGCCACAGUCAGCCACCACAUGACGGUUAUCCACCGCAUAUGCCGCCACAAUACCCCCCGCACAUGCCUCCCCACUAUCCACCGCAUAUGCAACCCGAGUACCCACCGCAUAUGCCGCCUGAAUAUCCACCGCAUAUGCCGCCACAGUAUCCGCCUCAUAUGCCACCAUAUCCACCACACCAGUAUCCCCCUAAUAGUUUACCUGAUGAAAUGAAGCGGUAA